Molecule: messenger RNA, 924 nt
Organism: Colias croceus (clouded yellow)
Lineage: Eukaryota; Metazoa; Arthropoda; Insecta; Lepidoptera; Pieridae
Exons: 2
Coding region: 200-670 (156 amino acids)
Source: RefSeq, a predicted model, not a curated record
UCGCUAAAUAGCGAUUUCUUCCAGACAACCGGAGUACGGAAGGAAAUUAGUUAGAGGAGAGGAAUAAUAGCUAGUACCAAUAAAUGCAGACAAAUUGUAGUAAAGUUUUGUAUAAUGAGCGAAAUGGAAAUAUAAAUAUUAUACUUAUUUUUAAAGCUUUCCUAAUCUUUUCGUUUUAGGCGAAAUCGUUAUAUUUACUAUGGGGUCACUAAUCAUAAUAUUUGAGGUGAAUCGACAAGCUGCAAUCAAGGAAGUUAAGGCUCUUGAUGUGAAAUCUGAAUGGUUGGCUGUUAAGCUGUCUCUUGAGGAAUUGCAAAGGGAGGUGGCACUCCAGCAGCAAGAUAUCGAUAGACUUCAUCGUGUGCUUUUGGACCUCACAGCUUCGCCUCCCAGUCCCGCUCCUACCCCACACACUCCAUCUGGGUCAAGCGUGUCACACAGAUCAAAUGUUCACCCACCGCAUAUUCCGAAAGUUCCCCACAGUUUGCACAAGUCUCUUAUCCCCGUCACCCCGCAUAUUCCGGACGGUGCGCACGCUUCACCUGUACCGCGUCUACAAAAUAAACCUCAAAACACUCGUAAGCCACCUCAAGUGCCACCACCACGCGUACCGCAUGCUCCACUAGAUUCACACACACAUCAUUCAUCACCACGCGACUCGCGUACCUAACUCGCACACACCGCACACAUCGCAUGAUCCGCACGACGCACACACUCCGCAGGCACCACAUUGACAUGUUCCACAAACUCCACAAAUCCCGCCCACUUUAUCUCAAAAAAAAAAUAGAAACCAAUAAAAAUUUGACGAACGAACAAAAGCGCGCGGCGCCGCACCGCAAUGCACAGCGCGUUGCACUCCACGGUGGCACGGCCCGCCGCGCCGCCAGCGCUUGAUGUUAAUCAUCAAGAUGGAUGGACUUGCGA